AUGCCCACAUCCCGCGAAGGCUUCGAGUACACCCGCCACCUCUUCAAAGAGGUGCUGCCGUCCAUGACGGGCGGGUGUCACGCAGACGUGUGGCUUCCGCUGCCCGACAAGAUCAAAGCCGGGCGUGUCCCCGUCGGCAUCACAUACCACGGUGGGGCAUUCACGACGGCGGACUCGCAGCACGUCUUCUCCGGCCACCUCGCAUACCUCCUUGAGCGUGGCUUUGCCGUCGUGUCCCUCGAAUACCGGAUGUGUCCACACGUGCGCCUGCGCGCAAUCCGGCACGACUUGCUCGACGGCUACCGCUGGGUCCUGCACGACCUGCCGGGGCUGUAUCCCGCACUCGGGCUCGAGCCUGAGCGCAACUUUGUCUUCGGGGGCAGCGCGGGCGGCACCGCCGCCAUGUUGGUGUCCGUCGACGCGGCCACCGCCGGCCUCCCUCUCCCAAAGGCAAACUACGUCGCCUACCCGCUCGCGGAUCUCAACGGGCGCAUUUUCCGCGACUACACGCCGUACGAGGAGGCGAUUGCGGCGCUGCCAAAGUGGGCGCGGCGCAAGAUCGAUGCCCUCCUCUUCGAGCCCGUCAGCACGGCGCACGACGUUUGGAGCGAGGACGGCUCGUCGCCGCGCGCGACGUGGGCGAGCGCCGCAAUCAACUCGGCGUCGCUCAACGAGUUCAUGACGGGCCACGCGCCGCCGUACCCCGACAUCCAGAAUCCGGUGCGGUUGAUGGACGCGUCGUUCCCGCCCUCGGUGUGGGUGCUUGCCGCCGACGACGAGCUGCUCGACCCGCAGCAGACGCGGGACGCGCACGCACGCCUCCGUGAUCUCGGGGUGGAGAGCAAGCUCGUGGAGGCGGAGGGCAUGCCGCAUGGCGCGCUCGAGCCGGGCCCGGGCAAAGACGGGUGGGAGGAGCGCUUCUGGCCGUAUGCGCUGCCGGCGCUCGAGUUUUGCGUGCGCAAGUGCGAGAAGCGCGGGUGGUGUUGGAUCCAGUAG
Molecule: messenger RNA, 996 nt
Organism: Cutaneotrichosporon oleaginosum
Lineage: Eukaryota; Fungi; Basidiomycota; Tremellomycetes; Trichosporonales; Trichosporonaceae
Molecular function (GO): lipase activity
Source: RefSeq, a predicted model, not a curated record